Molecule: messenger RNA, 1077 nt
Organism: Panicum virgatum (switchgrass)
Lineage: Eukaryota; Viridiplantae; Streptophyta; Magnoliopsida; Poales; Poaceae
Product: nascent polypeptide-associated complex subunit alpha, muscle-specific form-like
Exons: 4
Coding region: 1-1077 (358 amino acids)
Source: RefSeq, a predicted model, not a curated record
AUGGCGACCGCGUGCGGCACAGCACAGCAGAGCAGAGCAGAGCUGGGCACCCCCUCCUCUCUGGGCACACACGUGACGCGGCGAGAGCCCCGCCCCGCCCCAGAAUCCGGGAGAGCCACGCCGCCGUCUGAACCCGUGCCGGGCUCGCCGCAAGCCCCAGCCAGCCGGGAAAACGUGCGCCACGCCGCGCCCCCCUCGGCCCCCAACUGUUCGCUCGUGCUCGAGCCCACACGCUACCGCGGCUAUGGUCAAGGUCAAGCCACCCUCCCCCCAGCCAGCCGUACGCCCGCGUGCGGUGCGGCCCCCCCGCGAAAGGCACACGCGGGGCCCGUCAUCCCCACGAUUUUUCCUCCGCCCGGCCGCGAUCAGGGGAGCGGCUGCGCGCCCGAGAGUGGAGACGGGAGGCGCGUCGUCGUCGGUUGGAGAGGCAAAUGCAGUCAGACACUUCCGCCGGCCAUUCGGGUCCUCUGCUCCUCGUGCUCCUCUGCUCCCCGCCGGCCAUUCGGGUCCUCUGCUCCUCCGCGCCGCUUGCCGCCCCCAUGGCCACGGCCGCACAGGGGAGGGGCUGUCGUGGCCGCCGCGCGCCGCCGCGUCGCCAUCUACCACUGCCUCGCCGCGCUGCACCGCCUCGACGGCGACGUGCACGCGCUGGCCGUCGCCCGGGGCCUCCUCUUCACGGCCUCCGGCAGCGGCCGGGUCCGCGCCUGGGCCGCGCCCGGCUGCUUCAACCGCGACUACCUCGACGUCAGCCGCAGCCGCGUCCCGGCGCUCGCUGCCUGCGGGGGCACGCUCGUCACCUCCCACAGCGGCGGCCUCUCGCUCCUGUCCUCCGCGCUGAUUGAAGCUCCUCCGCGCCGCCCUCCACGCCGAUUGAAGCUCCUCCGUGCCGCCCGCCGCCGAUCUCCAGUGGGCGGCGCCCCCGAGCUCCAAGUCCGGCCCGCCGAGGCCGACGCCGCCAGCCCAAGGCCGCGCAGCGCGGAGCUCCUGCGGAUCAAUCAAUCUGGCCUGCCGAUCGAAACUGAUUAUGUCCAGCCAGUCGACGUCAUAAGCUGUAUUCUUGUGCCUAACGUCGCCUAG